Molecule: messenger RNA, 3760 nt
Organism: Theobroma cacao (cacao)
Lineage: Eukaryota; Viridiplantae; Streptophyta; Magnoliopsida; Malvales; Malvaceae
Product: EEIG1/EHBP1 protein amino-terminal domain protein
Cellular component (GO): nuclear pore
Source: RefSeq, a predicted model, not a curated record
AAAAUAAUUAAUUAACCAUUUCUUUCUAUUUUUAUCAUUUAUUUAAUUUUUUGCCAUUUUGUUCCAGGAUCAGUAAUCACUCAGAGCCAGCCAGCCUCAAAAAAAUAGGCCUUAUAUAUCUCAGCUUCUUUUAUUCAUCUUCCAUGGAAGCAACCACUCCAAAGCGCAGCGUUUUAGCUUUACCAUUCCUUCAUUUCUUCUUCUUCUGCUAAUUUUCCUGGAAUUUAACUGUCUUGCGGAUUGAAUAGUUUAAACGCAUCCUGGUAAAAUACUAGUGUUUGUGCAACAAUGGUUCUUGGUUUGAGCGCAAAGAACAGGAGAGGGCCUACGGUUCAUGUUGAUUAUCUAAUCCACAUUCAGGAGAUUAAACCUUGGCCACCAUCACAGUCGCUGAGGUCACUUCGUUCUGUCCUGAUUCAGUGGGAAAAUGGUGAACGUAGUUCAGGGUCUACCAACACUGUUUCACCCACACUUGGUUCCAUCGUUGGUGAGGGAAAGAUUGAGUUUAAUGAGUCAUUUAAGUUACCUGUGAAUCUAGUGAGGGACCUGUCUGUUAAAGGCAGGGAUGCUGAUGUGUUCCAGAAGAAUUCCUUAGAAUUUAACUUGUAUGAGCCUCGGAGAGAUAAGAUCCAAUUGUUGGCUACUGCCAUUGUGGAUUUGGCUGAAUAUGGUGCUAUCAAAGAGACGUUAGACAUUACUGUUCCAAUGAACAGCAAGAGGAGCUUUAGUAACACUGCUCAGCCAAUUUUGUUUAUUAAAAUUGAUCGAAUUUAUAAGGGUCGGAACAGCUCUUCAUCAAGAAGUGGCCUGUCAGAAGAGCACUCACUGGACAGGAAAGGAAGUGAGUCAGUUUCUGCUCUGAUGGAUGAAGAAUAUGCUGAGGAAGCUGAGGUUGCUUCAUUCACUGAUGAUGAUGUUUCCUCACACUCAUCUCUGACUGUUUCUUCUUCGACUUUGGAAUCUAAUGGAAGUUCACUUCCUCGAAAUGAAGAGAAUGGAUCAGUCACUGUAAUUGGUGGCAAGGGAGAAGUUAAAGGGGAACAUGCCUUGGCUUCAAAGUUGCACCUUGAAAGAACAAAUGUGGUGACACAGAUCACACAAUGUGAAAACUCUAAGGGGAAUUCAUCGUGCUCGUCAUCAGCAGACUUAUCAUCUGACUUUGAGAGCUCAGUAGAUGCUCAUGCUUCCACAUCUAACUCUUAUAGUUCCAGUUCACCUGUACGAGAUAAUGCUCUCACCCACAAGGUUUAUUUGUCUUCCUCAUCCUUGGCUAAUGAAAAUACACAGAAUGAAAGCAACACCAGCAUGAGAAGCAAUGAACGUGAAGAUUUAUCUCAAAAGGUUCAGGAAAAGGUUGUCAAUGGAGGAACCACAGUUAGGAGUGAUGGUCAAAAUAAGGAAGAUACAUCUGGUAGUUCGAAGGCUAAAUUGGCAUCCUCAGCUAAUGGUCCUCAGAUGGUUGAUAGGCAGGACUCUAAAAGAUUUUGUGAUUCUCUAGUUGAUGGAGAAGAUGAUAAUAAAGCCCGAAGAAAUGGCAAAACUUCCUCUGAGGAGGCUCCAGCUGCUGCUGAUGCAUAUGAUAAUUCUUUGGAAGGAAACUCAGGAUAUGAUUGCCUAGAAAAUGGACAUGAAGGACAAUACGGGGAAGAUAAAAGGUAUUCUACUGAAGAUGAACCAUUGAAUAUCCAUUCACCAGAUAAUUCUUUAAGCCAGGGGAAUCUUGGAACAAUAGGCAAUGUCCUGAAAAUUGACAGACUAAAGCAUGUCAAGUCUGUUCGAUCUUCAUCGGACUCAGUUAGGAGCAAUGGAUUGUCUACCAAUAACCAGCAUGCAGAAUUGAAGGAAGUUGGUGUUCUGGGGGAUGCACCGCAUGGGGGUGGAACCUUCAGAAGCAAAUCAGGCAAUGAAAGGAAAGAUGCUAAGGUUUACCCCAAGGACACUAGAAGUGCCAUUUUGGAUAACAAAGUGCAGCAGUUGGAACUUAAGAUAAAGAUGCUUGAAGGGGAGUUGAGAGAAGCAGCUGCUGUCGAGGCUGCCCUGUACUCAGUAGUGGCUGAGCAUGGAAGCUCCAUGAGUAAGGUGCAUGCUCCAGCUCGGCGCCUUUCUAGGCUGUAUCUUCAUGCUUUUAAGGAAGGCAUCCAAUCAAGGGGAGCAAGUGCAGCUAGAAGUGCUGUUUCUGGACUUGCUCUGGUUGCAAAAGCAUGUGGAAAUGAUGUGCCGAGGUUGACAUUUUGGUUGUCAAACUCUGUGGUGUUGCGAGCAAUUAUAAGUGAAAGUAUUGGAGAUUCAGAGUUACCAAUUUCUGCUGGACCCAUGGAAAGAAUAGGAGGUGGAAUGGGGAAGAAACAGGUAUCAUCUCCGUUGAAAUGGAAAGAAUCCUCGUCUAGAAGAAAGGAAAAUAAACUUAUCUUAUAUGGAAGUUCUAGUGACUGGGACAACCCACAUGCCUUUACUUCAGCCCUGGAAAGGGUUGAAGCAUGGAUCUUUUCCAGAAUCGUUGAGUCUGUUUGGUGGCAGACUCUCACUCCACAUAUGCAGUCGGCAGAUAGAAAGGAAAUUGAUAGAGGUAUGGGCUCUGGCUCAAGUAAAAGCUAUGGGAGGGUAUCUAGUUCAAGUGAUGAAGACCAAAUGAACUUUUCAUUAGACCAUUGGAAGAAGGCUUUCAAGGAUGCCUGUGAAAGACUUUGCCCAGUUCGAGCUGCGGGGCAUGAAUGUGGCUGCUUGCGUUUGCUGUCUAGAUUGAUAAUGGAGCAAUGCGUGGCUAGAUUAGAUGUGGCUAUGUUCAAUGCCAUUCUUCGUGAUUCUGGUGAUGAGAUCCCUACUGAUCCUGUGUCUGACCCCAUUAGCAAUCCUCUGGUGCUUCCUAUUCCAUCUGGGAAAACAAGUUUUGGUGCUGGCGCACAACUGAAAAAUGCGAUUGGAAACUGGUCUAGAUGGUUGACUGACCUCUUUGGUAUAGACGAUGAUGACUCAGUUGGAGAUGAGAAUGACCAGGAUGACAGGGACGAGAGACAAGACACAUCCUUAAAGUCUUUCCAUCUCCUUAAUGCAUUGAGUGAUCUCAUGAUGCUUCCCAAGGACAUGCUCCUAAGUAGACCUAUCAGGGAAGAGGUAUGUCCGACAUUUGGUGCAUCAUUGAUCAAGAGAGUUCUUGACAACUAUGUCCCUGACGAGUUUUGCCCUGAUCGAGUUCCAGAUGUUGUUCUUGAAGCCCUGGAGUCAGAGGAUCCUGUUGAAGCCAGGGAAGGGUCUGUUACAAACUUUCCAUGUGUUGCAUCUCCUCCAGUUUAUUCAGCACCUUCAGCAACUUCUGUUGCUAGCAUCAUUGGAGAAAUUGGAAGCCAAUCUCAGCUGAGAAGAAGUGGAUCCUCAGUCCUCAGAAAAUCAUACACAAGUGAUGAUGAGCUUGAUGAAUUGAAUUCACCCUUGGCUUCAAUCUUCAUUGAUGGCUUCCGAUCAUCGCCAAUUCAAUCAAAGCCUAACUGGAUAUCGAAGGGAAAUGGCUAUCAAAAUGCUAUCAGAUAUGAACUCCUACGGGAUGUAUGGAUGAACUCUGAAUGAAUGUAGAUUAUGUGUUAAUGAGUGUAUAAAUGAUUGACACUGCCUUCUGCUUCCUUGAGCUGUAAAUCUGUAGGUAAAUUUUGGUUCGUUGUUCUAUAUUGGUGUAUCUGUAUAAAGAAAAGGUUGACCAUUGUUGUACUUUUCACCUAAGUAUAAUUAAUGGAGGGUCUUCUCGAAAAUAACCUUUGAAGAAACGAAG